This is a messenger RNA of Anisakis simplex (herring worm), 1455 nucleotides long. The record is from the annotation of a GenBank genome assembly. NCBI's taxonomy places the organism in Eukaryota, Metazoa, Nematoda, Chromadorea, Rhabditida, Anisakidae.
AUGUCGCGGUCACGAACGAACCCAAAUCUACUGGAAUCAUCACAACCACACCAUACAUCCAGCACACAAUCAGCUGAUAACUUACCAUUUCUGCUCAGUGCCACUACAACCGGUGAUGCUGCUGCAGUACAACCAAAUGCUGCAGUACCAACAGCUGCAGACGGAUCGUUUCAUGGCUACGAUCGAAUUCAACGAUUAGAAAAUGAAAUCGAUCGACUGAAUCGAGAAAUUGACGAUUUGAAGCGUAAGAAGAAAGAGGACGAGGAAGAUCUGAUUGAUGAAUGGAAGCAGAAGCUAGUUAAGAAGCAACAAGAACAUAAUGAGGCUAUCAGCGAAUUAGAAGCGAACCAUCGUAAGGUCGUAGAUCGUCUAAACGACGAAUACACAAGUACAAGCGAACGAGUAAUGCAGAAUCUACAACGACAACUUGAAGCGAUGGGUGUGGUACAAAGUGAAUCGAGAAAACAAGAGUUGGUCGUAACAGAAGUGGAGAAUUUAACAGAGCAGAUUAAGCAGAUUGCAACGCAAGUGACAACGUUAAAUGAGAAGAGCUUUACUGAUCGACAAACAACCGUUCAAAUCAAAGAAGAGCAUGUCAAGCUCAGAGAAGAACGACUGGCAAAAGAACAAGAAAAACUGCAAGAAGAACGUAAAAUGGUGGAUGAACUUAACAUCAAAUUGCAGUCGACAUUUCAGCGCAGUGAAGAAGAAAUUUUAAAGGAAAAGUGGCAGAUUCGAGAUGAGCGAAAUCGUUUGAAUGCAGAAAAGAAUGCAUUCAAAGAGGAACAAAAAUUCAUAUUGAAUGUUAUCGAGAAACACAAAGCUGAAACAGAAGCAGCAAGGACGGCCUUCCUAAACGAACAGCACGACCUGUUAGUGAGAAUGUUCUCUGAAAAAGCAGCCUUUGAUGAGGAGAGAAACGCAUUCAUCACUCAACGAGACAACGAUAUUGCACGUCUCAAGGCGGAGGCACAACGCUUGCAAGAGAGAGUAAAACAGGUUGAAGAUGCCGAAAAAUUAAUGGUAGCUUCACGACAAACAUAUCAAUCUAAGUAUCGUGAAUUGAUCGAACUGGAACAGACACUAUUUGACGAAUGUGUUGAACUGCAGCAAUGUAGAGCCGAACUCGAAGCGUCCUUAACGAAUAAAUCUCUUGCUUAUAACCAGUUAGCCAUUAACGAGGUACCAUUCGAACGGAAUCUGCCAGAAGUGGUCGCAGACCCUUUCACUGACGCCACAUCCAAUCAAAGUACCGACUCAGUACGAUCUGCAAAUGACGUAAGUGCCGACAAAAUCACUGAAAAGAUUUCAACAAUUUACGAACUGAGUUCGAGCCGAAGCGUCGACAGUCCAGAAGUGAGGAACGAAGAUGUUCGAACUGUUUUAAAGAUGCACGCCGAUAUGCUCGACCGCUAUUUGCCAGACAUUGAAAUCGAUAGAAACCAAUCACAAUAG